This is a messenger RNA of Arabidopsis thaliana (thale cress), 240 nucleotides long. RefSeq lists its product as uncharacterized. NCBI's taxonomy places the organism in Eukaryota, Viridiplantae, Streptophyta, Magnoliopsida, Brassicales, Brassicaceae. The record is from RefSeq and is marked reviewed. The coding region runs from base 1 to 147 and encodes 48 amino acids. The transcript has a single exon.
AUGCAAGAAAAUUUUUUUAAUAACAUGAUGGAGUCGGUGGGAUUGUCUUUGUUUGGGCAAAGGAUACGGUAUAAGCUUCCUUUUGAGAAGUUUAUAGAGCUGAACCGUUGUAUACUAGAGAUGAUAUUUUCGAGAGAAUGUGUCUAGCUGCAAAGUGGACAAAAGCGGUUGUUAUAUUUACGGAGAAGGAAUAGAUUCUUGAAGAAUGUAAUGAUGAAAAGAGCUUGUGAAAACGUCAAU